UGAUCAGGAGCCUACGUCUGCACAAGUCCCUCUUGUCCUGGUCCUUUUUGCCUGUCCAGACACCAAUUCCCUGGUCGACAGGGAAAGCAGAAGGAAAAUAAUUGUGCUUGAAGAAGAAAAUUCCCAACAUGGAAAAACCAUGCGAUGAAAAUAAAGAACAGCCGCAGGACGCUCCAAAGGCAGAUGAUGAGCAGCCUCGGGUGGAGCAGUCUCCCGAAAAGCAGUGUUCGGAGGAGGAGCAGUCCUCGGAGGAGGAGUUCUUCCCAGAAGAGCUGCUGCCAGAGCUGCUGCCAGAGAUGCUGCUGUCAGAGGCGCGCCCCCCGCAGGAGCGCCUCUCCUGGAAGGACCUGUGCGAGGAGCGCCCUCCCAUGGAGCAGCCUCCUUGUGGCGUGGGCAAACACAAGCUGGAAGAGGGAAGUUUCAAAGAAAGGCUGGCUCGUUCUCGCCCGAAAUUUAGAGGCGACAUACAUGGCAGAAAUUUAAGCAAUGAGGAAAUGAUACAGGCAGCAGAUGAGAUGGAAGAGAUGAAAAGAGUAAGAAAUAAACUAAUGAUAAUGCAUUGGAAGGCAAAACGGAGCCGUCCUUAUCCUAUUUAAUAUGUUCUGUCCUUCAUUCUGUUUUGUCUGAUAAUAGAUUGUCACCUGGGUCUGAUAAUAGAUUGUCACCUGGACACUCUGUUUGCAUUUUCUUACAUGACUUUUCCCAUCUUCUUAUUUUUAACUUUUUGUGCAACUUUGUUUUAGGUUUUUGACUUGUAACUGACAUAAAAAUGUUUUUCAAACUUCUUAAAAUCCAAGUCCUGCCCAUUUGCAUGGAAAGAUGUACAUUAUAUAUUGUGAAGUGAAGCAUCAAUUUUCAAAAGGAAUAAGACCUGCCUUACUGUGCUGCUGUGGAACCAAAUGAGAUAAAGAUGGUGUGAGCUGUGUCUAUUUUUUCUUUCCCCAUCUGCACACAUAGGACCCCAGCCCCUACAGAUUCCCUUCAAACACAGGACAUAGUAGCCAAAGGAAGUCUCACUCCUGCACGCCAACAAUUCCCGUGAGAUUCUAGGUGAGUGCCAUAUUCUACCCCUGCCCUGCUAUAUUCUUGGAUACUGCAAUACCUGCCAGGUACAGCUGCCCUAUUCCCCAGAGUCCUGCUCAUUCCACUGACUCCUAGUGCUGCUGAUGUUCUCAAGGUGCAAAGCCACACUGGUUGCUCUGCAGUCACUGGUGAGUCACAGCACUGUGUCUCCUCUUGUAAUCUUAAUGUGAAACUCACCCAGGUGUAUAUCAUCCCAAUGCUGCUUAGACCUCAAUGGUUUAAAAGAAUGCUUAGCAAAAUAGCUUUUUACAUUGUUUUUUACUUAAAGCCUCUCUUUUCUCCUUGGGACUCAAACAUGAGUUCAAGGCAAAUUUGUGAGAUGGACAUAAUGCUGUGUAUUCGGAAUUGAAACCCUCCUCCCAAAUAUCCAAGGAUAACUGUAAUUUUAAUUACCUAACUUGUCUUAGGGUGAGUUCUUUCUGGGGUAGGGGGACUUCUUGCAGGUUUCCCUUAUCCAUUCAGCUGACUUGUAUAAAUUAAACAUGAAAAUAAAGCUGAGGCUCAAAGUUGGGCAUUCCCCAUCUAAACUAAUCUGUAUCAACAAGAAACACGCAAAAGUACUUUGCAAAAUAUUAAAGUACUACAUAUAUACAUAACAAAUACUAUGAUUUAUCCAUUAAACUACCUUUAUAAAUCUUGAUUUUGUUGUAUUGAUCUUCUUAAUGCUAAAAAUACAUAUAGUGGGUAAUAAUUUUUAAAUUAUGACAUCAUGAACUCUGAGUUUCUGUUUGUGUCAGUAAAGAGUGGGAAUUUCUCUAGAACUAUGAUUUGCAAUUCCAGAAGGAAUCUAAUGAGAGAGAGAUUGUUUCCUUAAAUUCAACAUUAAAACUAUUUAAAGAUUUUAUAUAUCAGUGUUUCUCUUGCAAAAAUGUAGAAACUUGGGUUUGUAACCCAGACCCACUAAAUCUGCUCUUCUGUAAGUUAACACACUAACAUCAGAGAACUACUUGCAAUAUUCAGUAUACUUCUGAUUUUUAGAAGAUAAAUGGGUCCCCACUGCAGAGGAACUAACAGAA
Castor canadensis (American beaver) is the source of this 2099-nucleotide messenger RNA. NCBI's taxonomy places the organism in Eukaryota, Metazoa, Chordata, Mammalia, Rodentia, Castoridae. The record is from RefSeq and is a predicted model, not a curated record.